Molecule: messenger RNA, 5521 nt
Organism: Boleophthalmus pectinirostris (great blue-spotted mudskipper)
Lineage: Eukaryota; Metazoa; Chordata; Actinopteri; Gobiiformes; Gobiidae
Gene: osbpl6
Product: oxysterol binding protein-like 6
Exons: 23
Coding region: 254-3028 (924 amino acids)
Cellular component (GO): cytosol; plasma membrane; perinuclear endoplasmic reticulum
Molecular function (GO): cholesterol binding
Source: RefSeq, a predicted model, not a curated record
GGUGUAAAGCAGAGUUUUGCUGUGGACGUUUAUGGAAGCCAUCGGUGUUUGAAAAGCUCGGAGUCUGCCCAGUCAAGGGGACGGCUCAAUUGUUUCCUGCGCCAAGAACACUUAAGACAUGGUCAUUACAUCGUAUUUGUGAUGAGGAGCGAGCAGUGACCAGAAGGAAGUAUACUGCCCCAGAGGAUGCUCCUGAUGCGGGCUGAGCGCUGAGGGACCACAGACCCCCCUUUCCCCUUCACCAAAACCCACCAUGUCCCAGUACCAGCAGUGCCAGCCCCCCCCAACGCGCCUGCCCCACGGCCGCGCAUUCAGCUCUGAGGACAGGGGCUCCACUCCUCUGAAGACCUCAACCCCCGUGCACAAGAGCGCCUCGUCCUCCUCCUCCUCCCAGAGGGACAGUCGGCAGGAGGCAGACAGCUGGGAGAUCAUUGAGGGGCUGAAGAUUGGCCAGAGCAAUGUCCUGAGGCCUGAUAAACAUGAAGGUUUUAUGUUGAAGAAGCGGAAAUGGCCACUGAAAGGCUGGCAUAAGCGUUUUUUUGCUCUGGACAAUGGCAUCCUCAAGUACUCGAAGUCCCCUCUUGAUAUCCAGAAAGGCAAACUCCAUGGCAGCAUCGACGUGGGCCUCUCAGUCAUGUCAAUUAAAAAGAGGAGUCGGCGCAUUGACCUGGACACAGAGGAGCAUAUCUAUCACUUGAAGGUCAAAUCUCAAGACAUUUUCGAUGCCUGGGUGUCCAAGCUACGUCACCACCGGCUUUACCGACAGAACGAGAUUGUGCGAUCUCCUCGAGAGGCCACCAUGAGAACGUUUCCUCCUCCAACCGCCAUCGAGCCUCCUCCAAUUGUAUCCAGUCUGGUUCAUGAGGCCAAGCAGGUGAAACCCAGCAGCUUGCCAUGGCAACCAGUGGCCCCCAAUAACAGCAGCAACAGCAGCCUCCCGGCCUCCUACAGCAACGGCCAGAGUAAGGUGGCGGUUUGGCUCCAGGAGUCAGAGGAGAUGGACAAGUGCGCCGAGGAGCUCGCUCGAUGCCAGUCCAACCUGACCGAUUUGAGUCGACUGUUGCAAAGUCUGGAGAUACUUCAGAGAACGCAGUCAGCUCCUAAUUUUACUGAAAUUCAGACCAAUUGUGUAGAUUUGUCUAAGAAAGAAAAGCGCAUGAACAGAAGAUGGAGAACAAAAAGUGUCGGGAAAGAUGCAAAAUUCCAGCUUCAGGUCCCACAGUCGGCGAGCAUGUCCCCCAUGCGUCUCCAUUCGUCCAACCCUAAUCUGUGUGCCGAGCUGGCCGACUACCAGCCCCCUGUGACGAGGCUGAUGGAGACUGUGGAGUAUACCAGUGAUUACAUUAAACUACAGGAGGAGUUCUGCACCAUCGCCCAAAAAGUGCACUCUCUUUUGAAGUCAGCUUUUAACACAGUGGCCAUAGAGAAAGAAAGGAUCAAGCAGAUUCUGUCAAACCAGGAAGAGACGGAGCAGGCAGCACAGAUCACCUCUCUCAGGAAGUCACUCUCACAGGCUGUGUCCCAGAAUGCAGAGCUCCGAAGUCGCCUAAACCGCAUCCACUCUGAAUCGGUCCUGACUGAGCAAGUUGUCAGCGUGAACAUCAUCUCAACCCCUGAUGAGGCUGGGGAACAGAUGGGGAUCCCUCUGACUCAGCAGGCUUCCAAUGAGAGUCGACUGUCCAUGUCCGAGUCCGUGUCAGAGUUCUUUGAUGCCCAGGAAGUGCUACUGUCAGCCAGCUCCUCCGAAAACGAGGGCUCAGACGAUGAGUCAUAUGUCAGUGAUGUGAGUGACAACAUUUCCGAGGACAACGCCAGUGUCACCGAUAAUGUCUCCAGACAAAUGGCCAAUGGGGACUUUGCUGGCAGUGCCUUCCGUAAUGGGCGCCGCUCCUGUCUGCCUGCUCCCUGCCCUGACACCAGCAACAUCAACCUGUGGAACAUCCUGAGAAACAACAUUGGCAAAGACUUGUCCAAAGUGUCCAUGCCAGUAGAGCUGAAUGAACCUCUCAACACUCUACAGCGCAUGUGCGAGGAGCUAGAGUACAGCGAGCUCCUGGACAAAGCCGCAGAGACCGAAGACCCAUUUGAGCGCAUGGUUCUCGUGGCUGCCUUUGCUGUCUCAGGCUACUCCUCCACUUACUACAGAGCAGGAAGCAAGCCAUUCAACCCACUACUCGGAGAGACCUAUGAAUGUAUACGUGAAGAUAAGGGCUUUUGUUUCUUUUCUGAACAGGUGAGCCACCACCCUCCUGUCUCUGCAUGCCACUGUGAGUCGAAGAACUUCACCUUCUGGCAAGAUGUUAGAUGGAAAAACAAAUUUUGGGGAAAGUCCAUGGAAAUAUUACCUAUUGGGUCUGUGAAUCUAACAAUCCCAAGGUUUGGAGAUCAUUACGAGUGGAAUAAAGUCACUACCUGUGUACACAACAUUCUGAGUGGACAGAGGUGGAUUGAACACUACGGAGAGAUCACCAUAAGAAACACAAAGAGCAGCGCCUGCCUUUGCAAACUGACUUUUGUCAAGGGAAAUUACUGGAGUUCAAAUGUGAAUGAGGUGCAGGGAUUUGUGAUGGAUCAAGAGGGCAAAGUCAUUCAUAGGCUUUUUGGAAAAUGGCACGAAGGCCUUUACUGUGGAGUCCCUCCUUCUGCCAAAUGUGUCUGGAGACCAGGCUCCAUGCCCACAGACUACGAGUUAUAUUAUGGCUUCACCAGGUUUGCAAUUGAACUAAAUGAACUAUGCCCAGAAUUAAAAGAUGCCCUACCACGGACUGAUGCUCGAUUCAGACCAGAUCAGAGGUACUUGGAGGAAGGAAAUCUUGAGCUGGCAGCCUCAGAAAAACAGAGAAUAGAAGAUCUACAGAGAGCCAGGCGGAAAUGGAACGAGGAGAACGACAUCAGGCAGGAGCCGCUCUUUUUCAAAAAAGUGAUGGAUGCCAAUCACAGGGAGCGAUGGGUCACCAACAGCACAUACUGGGAGCUCCGCAGAAACCCUGGCUUCAUCAACAUGGAGUCGACUGUACACCUGUGGUAGUGCAUUGACUUAUAAUCACAGACAUGUGGGAAGCUACCUAUGCACAAAAGGAGUGUGAAAGAAGGUAUUAAUAAAAUAUGAGUGCAUGGUUUGGAGCUGCGGCAGAGCUGGGGGAGGCCGGAUGCCCAGAGAUCCUGUGGAGGUUUAGCGGCGCUAUCAUGUCGUCACCCAUCCAUGGAAACACCCUCUGGGGUCACCUUCAUUGUGCUCCAUAAAGCUGGGUUGUCAGGGCAACAAUCUAACCACUCCUAUGUAUUUGUGCCCUGAGCUCGUAAACGUCUGUCCUUGCCUUAAAAAGACAUGCAUCUCUCUCACACUAGUGCUGUUUAGACAAAUACAUCUUAAUCCUCACUGUUGUUUGGCUUAGAUUAAUCUUUAAAAAGUAGUUAGUCUUUUAUAUUACUUUCGAUACCAUGCAUGCUUAGAGUGCAGCUCUUACUGGCAUCGAGCUUUAUUUAUUAUAUAAUUGUAGAGAAAAAAAGAGUUAUUUUUAUAUAUUAAAAACAUCUUGAACUAUGAAUUUAGUGAAACGGAAAUUAGAGUAAUUGGCAAAUUGUAUUUAUUUAUUGCCUUUUAAUACUGUUGAAUUUACGUGAAAGCAGACACCUGUGAGAGAAAAAAUUAAAAGAUCUUAAAAAAAAGCAGCAUUAGAUGGAAUAAAAUAAGAAGUUUGAUGGUUUUACUUUAUUUUGAAGCUUUUACUGACAAAUGCAGCUGUAAUAUGUGACACAACAUACUCCACAAAAACCAGCUCACAACAGUGUCCCGUGUCUGUGCAUAGUACUACUCUUAUAGCUCUCCUCUGUCCCUCUGCUUAUUUUAGACAUGGUCAUGAGAAGAAACCUGAAACCACCCCCUCCCCUCUUUACUCACUCCAUUACACACACUCAAUUCUACUCACCAACCUACACAUCUAAAUGGUCUUCAAAGGACAUACUGUAGUCUCAUACUAAUUUUAUCAUCCCUCUGUAGAAAGCCUGGCACAGUUAAGAACUUUUUGGCUCUUAUUACUGUCAAUUUAAUAGCCAAAAGUUGCUCACCCACUCAUCCAGCUUCGGACCAAUCCUGCUAAGAAAGAUGUAACUUUAUUUUUAAUAUGUUUUAUUAUGAUACAUAUAUCUAUUGUGGUUUUACAAUUGUAAUGAUGUGAAGAAGCCAAAGUAAUCCGAUGUAAGCCUUCAAAUUAAACAUAAAAAAGCAUUUCCAGGAAGUUUAGACUGUGCUGACCCAACAUGUCAUCUCCGAUUGAAUAACACCUAUAACGCGUUGAUCAACAAUAAAUAAGAUUCAGUUUUUCAUUUAACACUAGAGCCACCUGCUGGACGUUCUGUAAAACUGCAAAUUAUGAUUGGUUAUUGAUCUUUAUCCAAUAUGUUUUAGCGUUUUAAAAUGAACGUGCGAUUGUAUAUUUACUUUUGUCAGAGUUGUUGUAAUCUUGUUACAUUUUGCAUAAUUCUGAUGGAAUUUUCUUCACAUUUUCUUAACAUUUAAACAAAUAUAGGACCCUUCAUAAAUGCUCAUUGGGAGACAGAUAAUGAGAAAAGAUUUAUUUUUAGGAAUACUUUAUGCACUGUUCACGUAGAUUAUAAACCAAAAAUUAACAUAAUCGACUUUGGCUUUACAUCAUAGUUUUCUAUUUUAAUAAUGUGCUAAAAAUCCAAUGCUAAAUCUCGUCAUCAUUGGUUUCACUUACUGUGCCUUAAUGAAUUAGACUCAUGUAUCACAAACACAUAGGAUUCCCUUAUAAACAUGAAGGUAUGCCAUUAACCACUGUCCCCACUAACAGCUCAUUUGGCUCUGAUGUUCCUCAUUUUGAGUCAUCUCCGGUGGUUAGAAUAUGCAACCAGCUUAAAGGUGUAACUUUUCCGUUGGGGUCCAUCGCCCUCCUUUGCUUUGAAUGUUCCACAAUUUAACAUUAAACAGAUCUACCUUACAUUUAUACAAUUACAGGUGAUUUAAUUGCUCAAAAAUACCUAGAAAAACAGGCAUUCUGACUGUGAGCGGGGUUGCCCUCCACUAGAAAAGUUACACAAUGCACCUUUAAAGUGCUUGCAGAAUUUCUGAGAUGACCUCCUGCUUCUCCAACCAUAACCAUACACACUUUAACUGUAAAUACAAGAGCUUUAGACUACAAAAAAAUAAAAAAUUAGCCAUUGGAUUAAAUAAUUUUAGCGUGAAAGGAUUUUAACUUAUCAUAAAAAUAAAAAAAAACACUUAAUGAUUUUAGGGAUAGAUGUCAGCCACUGUUCUAGCUGCAUGUCUAGAUUACACAGCCUGCCAAUGAAUGAAUGAAUGUCGCCUUAUGGAAAAAGUUUUGUUUUUUGAAUUGAAGUCAUUGCAGAUGUUUCACAAAAAAGCACUAUGUCAGAUCCGUCAUUUCUAAUCUUCCAAAUGGGUACCUUCUGAAGUGCAAUUUAAACAAGUACAUAUCUUUCCAUAAACACUGUACACUGCUGCUACAUAGUGCUUGUUCUAAUAAAACUCGAAAACAAA